Molecule: messenger RNA, 995 nt
Organism: Varroa destructor (honeybee mite)
Lineage: Eukaryota; Metazoa; Arthropoda; Arachnida; Mesostigmata; Varroidae
Gene: RpS2
Product: ribosomal protein S2
Biological process (GO): translation
Cellular component (GO): ribosome; cytosolic small ribosomal subunit
Molecular function (GO): structural constituent of ribosome; RNA binding
Source: RefSeq, a predicted model, not a curated record
CAAUGGCGGAUGCAGUUCCAGCCAGUCGCGGAGGUUUCCGAGGCGGAUUCGGACGCGGUGGACGAGGUGGCCGUGGGCGCGGCAGAGGUCGCGGUCGUGGACGCGGACGUGGAGGGAAAGAGGGCGACAAGGAGUGGCAGCCCGUCACCAAGCUGGGCCGUCUCGUUAAAGACGGAAAAAUUAAGUGUUUAGAGGAGAUCUAUCCUUAUUCAUUUCCUAUCAAGGAAUUUGAGAUCAUCGACCACUUCCUCGGACAGUCGUUGAAGGACGAUGUACUGAAAAUAAUGCCCGUGCAGAAGCAGACUCGUGCCGGUCAACGUACGCGCUUCAAAGCCUUUGUCGCUAUUGGCGAUUACAACGGACACGUCGGUCUCGGUGUCAAGUGUUCAAAGGAAGUUGCCACCGCCAUUCGAGGCGCUAUCGUUCUGGCUAAGCUAUCUGUGAUUCCUGUCCGUCGAGGCUACUGGGGUAACAAGAUCGGUCGCCCUCACACAGUGCCUUGCAAAGUGUCUGGUAAAUGCGGUUCGGUCAGUGUGAAGUUGAUUCCUGCGCCGCGUGGUACUGGCAUAGUGUCUGCACCAGUGCCUAAGAAACUUCUGCAGAUGGCCGGUAUCGAUGACUGUUACACACAAGCUCGGGGCUCCACCUGUACAUUGGGAAACUUCGCUAAAGCUACCUAUCUGGCCAUCCAACAGACGUACGCUUAUCUCACCCCCGAUUUGUGGAAGGAACGCCCUCUAGAGAAAACUCCUUACCAGGUCCACACUGACCAUCUCCAGAAGGCCGCCCGUACCCAAUAUCAUCAUGAAUAAUAACGUAACUAAUCCAAGGAUGAGGUCUCAACUAGUGGCAGGCAUUGCGUAACAUUUCUUUCCCCUCAAUGUUUAAUAAACGGCGCCUCGUAUAUAAGAAAGUGUCUUUUUAUGCAUGUUUAUGCAGUAUUUUGCAAAUAAAUUUUUAGGGAUUUGAACAACUAUGGGCGCGUGGAUUAUGGC